Messenger RNA from Didymodactylos carnosus, 1359 nucleotides. Lineage: Eukaryota; Metazoa; Rotifera; Eurotatoria; Philodinida; Philodinidae. The record is from the annotation of a GenBank genome assembly.
AUGUUUAUUAAACCCGAACUAUUUCAUGACACAGUGGAUAAUCCAACACCAAUUUAUUUGGUAAUGAUGUUUAUUUUGGGACCGCUUGUAUAUAAUCGGCAAAUUAAACCACGUACUAAUGCUGUUAGACAAAAAAUUAGUAGAGGAAUGAAACGAACAAUGUCACGCUCGAUGAACAGUAUUGUUUGGUCAGCAAAAAAAGUGACAACAAGUGGAUUACGUGUAGGAAAAACGUUAGUCAAAAAACCAAAAGGAUUAAUCAAGAUUAAAAAGCCAAAAGCCCCAUCAAGAGUAUCUCUUUACAAAUUACUACCACUAAAAUUGGUCAGCCGUGUAUUUGGAUGGCUCUCUCGUUUGUAUUUACCAGUUUGGUUACGUCCAUUAUGUUUUAAAUUUUAUAUCAAAUUAUUUAAAUGUCGUACCGAGGAAAUGUUUAAUGAAGAUUUAACAAGUUAUAAGACGAUUUCAGAAUUUUUUCGUCGUAAAAUUAAGCUAAAUUUACGUCCACUUGAUACCAAUGCACCAAUCAUUUCACCAUGCGACGGAAAAGUGUUGACUUGUGGACGGGUAUCUAGUGGUCUUAUUGAACAAGUAAAAGGUAUAACCUAUACAGCGCAAACAUUUCUUGGUAGUCCACUGACAAAAGACGAUCAUACACCUCAUACUUAUGCUGAAUCAUUGUUGAAAUAUCAUGGACAUGCAUUACAUUAUUGUGUAAUCUAUUUGGCUCCUGGAGAUUACCAUAGAUUUCAUAGUCCAACAGAAUGGCAAAUUAGUUGGCGUAGACAUUAUGUUGGUCAUUUAUUUUCUGUUAAUCCCUAUGUGGCGAGUUGGUUACAAGAUUUAUUUUGUCUAAAUGAGCGUGCAGCUUAUUAUGGCUCAUGGACACACGGUUUCUUUUCUAUGACAGCUGUUGGCGCGACAAUAGUUGGCUGCAUUAACGUUCAUUUCGAUCCUGAAUUGAAAACAAAUAAGCGUCUCAGUCGUUUAGAAUUGGAACGACGUUUUCAAACAUCAGAAAACUCUAAUGGUAUUUUAUUGUCACGUGGUGAUAAUUUUGGCGAUUUUGAUUUUGGUUCAACGAUUGUUCUUGUAUUUGAAGCACCCGAUAAUUUAGUUUUCAAUGUUAAACCUGGUUGUCACAUUAGACUUGGUGAACCAUUAUGUUUUUUUGAUAAAAAUUUGAAGAUUAUUGACAAUCUAACAUCGGGUUUGUCAGCAGGGACCACUGAAGUGAGUACAUCCGAAUACGAAGAUGAGCAAGAAGAAAAUGACGUGAUGAAAAAAGAUGUAAACAUAGCGGUAGCAACAAAAGAAGAUCUUGAUGUUGCAGCACAAGCUGUUGAAUCAGCUGAAUGA